AUGGAGAAGUCGUGGGGAGAGGUCGCGAGGGUGCUGGGAGCGUCGCCGCGGCGCGGAGACCGUCGGCAGGACGAUGCUCGCAUGGAAGCGUACUUGGCGCUCAAUGAGCUCGUGGAAGAGCCUGACACAACUUCUCGAAUGGAUGCUAUCACGCGCGUGUUGCCACGCCUCGUGCGUGGGUUUCACAUGGACCUCGUCGAUCCGUCCGCGGACGUCGUGCCCAUGUGUCUUCGUGCGCUAUCUUACUUCAUGUACCACGAACACAUUUCGUCGCUCUUCUCCUUGGAGAUGGUGCAGUCGACGAUCGAUGCAAUCAUCCACGUCGUGCACAACACCACAGAUCAGACUGUGUACUUGCUAUGCGUGUGGUGCUUAACCAAGCAAAACUUUGACGAGCACACGCAUCAGCUCGUCCCGCGCAUCGUCGACGUGUUUUGCCUGGCGUGCAUGAACGAGUUGCAAUCGCAAAAGAUUCACUUGCAUGGACUCUUCGGCCUCCACACGAUCCUCGUCAAGCAUGCCACGGCACUUGUGUCGCGAAAUAUGGUCACGAAAUGGUGUCAUGUCGCGGCCAAGGCACUCUGCAGCAGCGACAAAGACACUCGCGACGCGUCGAGAAGAAUAUUCGACGAAUUGUCCAUGCUACAGCUCAACGACGGGGCCGCCGAUGACGUUGUGGCACGGUGCAUAGAGACGUUCGCGGUGCCUGCGAUGCACCAACACAUGGUCAGCGAUCGGCCGCUGGAAGCCAUUCACGUGUGGGGUUUUGUGGUCGUUCUCCUCCGCGCAAAGCUAGCGCACGACGACGACCUGCUCAACGCGACGUUUAAAGUUCCCGAAGUGACUCUGCGUCAUCCAGACAGUCGGGUGCGCGUCGCGAGUUUGCAGCACUGGCGCUCGGUCGUUGGCAUCUUCCGCACGUCGCCACAAGCUCCGAGCAGCACACCGAACGGUCUCGCCGCCGACACCGUGGCGCUGUGGCUUCUUCGCAACGCCAUCGUCGACGUCGUGAUGCGGCCCCUGGUCGUGUGUUUCCGGGACGAAGCGCUUGCAACGGUCCUCUCGGCGGCGUGCGACACGUGGCACAACUUGAUUGCCGUCGCGGUCGCUGAUUUCAAUGCGUACUGCCGCGCGGUCGCGCCGCUCACGAUCGAGACGUGCAAAAUCGUGAUGCGAAACUCGUGGAAGCUGUGGUGGGAAGACAUGGUCACGCAGGUGCUAGUUGUCCUUGCCCGCAGGAUACACCAGACGGGUGACGCCAUCUACGUUGUGCUUCGGGAUCGCACGCAUGGGCUCGUUCGCCGCAUGUGGCACGUCGACCAGCACGAUGCCGCCGACGCAUCCGAAACGUGCGACGACAACGAGCGAGACGAUGCGAGCGCCAUGGGCAAGAGCAUCGAGUCGCUGAGUCUGACCAACUCGCCGCUUCCUCGUGCGAUGGUGACGGCCGUCGAAACGCUGGUGUACCAGGAGCAAUCGAUCGCGAUGCUCGUGAUGUUCCAAAGCACGGUGCACUGCAUCUCGACGCUUCGAAGCAUCGAUCCAAGCGAUGCCAACAGGAGCGUGGUGCUAGCGCUGUGGCACGGCAUGGUCCGUCGGCUCGAGACCGCGCUGAUGGUGCACGGGCCCAUCGUGGGCGAAGCGGCCGAAGUUCGGAAGCUCUUCCGUCGGCUCUUGACCAAGUGUUGUGCAUUCAUGUUCGGGUGUACGCAAUUCCAAGCCAAGUCAGCGGCGUCGCUGCGGGACCCCGAGACUGCCGCGUUGGUCGGGGCGGACGUGGCCUUGCGCCACCGCAUGGACCUCCUCGAGCUUGUGGUGGAGAAGCUGGACGUCCGCUGCUUUCAGUACGUCCUCACCGAAUCGAGCGGACAACUGCAGCAAGCGCUGGAGCACAAAGCAGCGGCUGUCUUGGAGGAGCUUCGUCGGGCGGCGCAUGCAGACGAGGCCAACGGGGGACCGACAAAGGUCGAACAAGGCGACGACGCACUCCAGUGGCUCCGAAACGAAUUCGUUUCAGAUGGCCGGGUGACCAGUGUGCUGGAGCUCGUGGGGUACACGAUGAUCUUGGACCUGCUCAUGAGCAUGCCCCGAGGACGACAGCCAUCGCAUGCAUCCACGGGGUGCAUCGUUGCGGUCAACAUGCCAGCCUUGGCCAUGGCGAUGGCGACCAUUUUCGACAAAUUCUGUGCGUUUGAGAUCGUGCCGCCUGCGUCAAGACACGUUUUCACGACCGCGAGCCACGUAUUGCAGUCGAUGGCGCAGGCACUCGAGAGGCAUCCCUACAUGGACGACACACUCGGUCGAAUGGCGCCAAGCAUUGCGUCGUUUGCGAGCGAAUUCCGGUCGAAAUGGACGGCGUACAUGCGUCGUUGCGACGCGCCGAUCAAGGCAGACACAGCGGACAGCAUGUCGUCCAUGGGGAGCUUGCCAUCGCCGUGCUUGCUACAAAAACGAGCGAGUGUGGCCAGCGAUGGCCACCGAAAACGCCACGUGUCAUCCGUUGGCGACCAUGAAGGUCGACUGCCCAGCACGACGCCACCGGUGGAGCCACGUCGAAGAAGUGACGCGAUUCGACCGGACCUGGUAGAGUGCAAGGAGCCGUUCGCGCUCAUCAAGCACCAUUUCCCUCCAUCGUUUCGCCAACUCGCUGGCUUUUUCAACAUCCACACGAUCGGCGACUUGUGCGCCAAGACCGAGGCCGACGUCGCGGCCAUGUCCCUCCACGACCCCGUCAACACGGUGCACAAAGCGCUCGAUGAAUUCGUCGGCCGGCGCGAGAGACUCAACACCCUCGCCAACAAAAGCCCCAUGAAACGAAAGCUGCCCGUGGCGCCUUUUCGCGCGGCGGCGCCACAAGGCGUCGACCGGCCAUCCAGGAGCCCCAAGCGACGACUCAAAAGUACAAUCCGCAGUUUAGCGGAAGACGUGAUGCUGUCGGACGACGGUCAAACUGCUAGUGCAAAAGUCGCCGACGUCGUCACGUUUUCCGUGCUCGGACCCGACGGAAGCGUUCGAGUCAUCCGACCGGGAGAGGACUCGCAGUCGAUGGAACUCGAUGCGACAAAGGGCUCCCCACCGGAGCGAUCUCCGGACGUUCCGCAACCCUGCGACGUCAUGGGCUCGGACUCCAAGUUGAUCGCGCUCGCGGCCAAGGUCGUGUCCCACCUCGAGCGAUGCGAUGCAUAUGUUGAGAAAAUCAAGGCACAAAUUCUCCUCGGCCGCCGCACGUCGCACCAACCGACCGCUUGCUGGACCAUCGACGCGCGCACAACGAUCGGCGCGGCGCUGGUGGAGGCCAAUGGCAUCAUGGCGAAAAUGGCACGAGAUAUCGGGACGUUGAUGGAGCCGUCGGCGCAGUCCUCUUCGUCGUUCGAGAUGAGCGGGGCGAGUUAGACCGAGCACGGUGGCCGUUGAGAUGGACGCCAAAGACAAGGUGCGCACCAUGGAAGGUGUGCCAAAGGAGGUUGUAGUUAACAGUACAUGUGGGAUCGACCACCGCGUGAAACUAUAGAUAAAAGAGCGCUGGCUGCCUCGGUUUAGGCCUUU
This is a messenger RNA of Aphanomyces invadans, 3546 nucleotides long. RefSeq lists its product as hypothetical. The transcript is spliced from 4 exons. Gene Ontology annotation, biological process: telomere maintenance. Lineage: Eukaryota; Oomycota; Saprolegniomycetes; Saprolegniales; Verrucalvaceae. The record is from RefSeq and is a predicted model, not a curated record. Gene Ontology annotation, cellular component: nucleus. Bases 1 to 3393 code for a protein of 1130 amino acids.